CUUCUAUCACCACCUCGGAGCCCGAGUGGAAGGGGAAGGCAGGAAUCGCCCCGCACGCGCCCCCAUCCGCCUGCCGGCGACGGCCCACAUGCCGACCGCCUACAGCCUCCGCGCGCCGCCCUCCACCGCGCAGCAGCGCCUCAGGCUGCCCCCGCCGCCGCUGCCGCUUUGCCCGGCGGGUGGAGGGGCCGCCCGCCGGAGGAGGGUUGUCGGGGUAGCGUCCGCGUCCGCGUCGCCCUUCGACGAGCUGUACGCGCGGGGGAGGCCCGCACAUGGACCCUCCAAGAAAUCCAUGCUCUGGAACUUGAUCCAGGACAUAGAGCCUCUGGACCUUAGUGUCAUUCAGAAAGAUGUUGCUCCUGAAACGGUAGAUGCAAUGAAGAGGACUAUUUCGGGCAUGUUGGGUCUGCUUCCAUCUGAUCAGUUCCGUGUCAUUGUAGAAGCUCUUUGGAAUCCCUUCUUCAAAUUAUUGGUAUCUUCAAUUAUGACUGGGUAUACUCUGCGAAAUGCUGAAUACAGGCUUUCUUUUGAAAGAAAUCUUGAACUGUCUGAAGAAGUUGCAGAAUGCCAAAAAAGUGAUGUCAUUGAAGAUAAUCAUCAUGACAUCAAUUUGGGUACACCUGUCACUAUUUUUAGAUUAGCAGAAGAAGACAUGCCCCAGGACCCUGAAAAAACUGAUGACGAAUCAUCAUAUGAAAAUAUGGGAGAAGAGCUCGGCGACUUAACCCUGCAGGCAGAAGAGUAUAUUAUUCAGAUGCAAUCUCGUUUGGAUGCCAUGAAAAAAGAGCUACAUGAUCUCAGGAGAAAGAAUUCUGCUCUGCAGAUGCAACGGUUUGUUGGGGAGGAAAAAAACGACUUGCUGGACUAUUUGAGAUCACUAACACCAGAGAAGGUUGCUGAACUAUCAGAGUCUUCAUGUCCCGGCGUGCAAGAAGCAAUCCAUUCUGUGGUUCAUGGUCUGCUGGCUACUCUUUCCCCCAAGAUACACUCAAAGGCCCCUCCACCGCUAGAUAACACUUCUGGAGGGGUCUUAAACCUUGGGGGCGAGGAUGAUGACUGUGCAGAACUUGUGGAGAAUGCUUCCCUCCCAUUUCAGCCCCUAAUAUCUGUUCCCCGUGAUUAUCUUGCACGCUUGCUCUUCUGGUGCAUGCUGCUGGGUCACUACAUCCGGGGUCUGGAGUACCGGUUAGAGCUUGCUCAGCUUCUGCGAAUAUCCAGCGACGUGGGUUCUUUCUCUGGUGGUGAUGAUCAUGUUGUUUGAGGGUACCACGUUUACUGGUAUUCCUCACCGGGAAGAAUGGAAAGAUCUGGCCAAGCAAUGCAGAGGUGGCCGUUACACUGCGUUCCCUCUCUGAAAUGAUGCCCCAAGCCCCCAAUACAGGUGGCGCUGCUGAGCUAUAUAUUAGUUGUAGUUCCUGUAAAUUCAGAAAACAGUCACUCGGGUCGGGUGUAAAGCUAGUGUUACAUAUGCACGUGAAGCACUUUCUUUUUUUCUUCCUUUGAUGUUGUGCCGUAUAAAAAAGGUUUGGUGGUUAGUUGGUGUUUAUCUACUGGUAGCAUGAUAGGCUUCCUUGUAUUCUAGUUGUAUGUAUCUGGUGGUUGUGAUUGAUGUCCAGCGUCCAUUUAGCUUGUGUGGCUUCUUGAUUCGAAUAAAGUUUAACUUAUUUUUUGG
Zea mays is the source of this 1672-nucleotide messenger RNA. RefSeq lists its product as uncharacterized. The transcript is spliced from 6 exons. NCBI's taxonomy places the organism in Eukaryota, Viridiplantae, Streptophyta, Magnoliopsida, Poales, Poaceae. The record is from RefSeq and is marked validated. The coding region runs from base 89 to 1261 and encodes 390 amino acids.